CAGAUACCGGAAUGUUAAACCUUUUGCCUCGCAAACGAAGGAAAGAAAUUACACUUUGUUAGGCCAGCGGGAUUUAUUUUGCCUUCUGGACAUACCGAGGCUGCUUAGAAGGUGGCCAUUGAAAAAACCAUGCACGGAGGAUUUGGCACUGGCGUCACAUCCAGUGACCAGGAAGGCGAAAGGAGGUUGUUCAUACAUACCAAGGACUUCAAUGAUGCAGAAGAUAUGCACCGAGUAUUAGAGAGACUGGAUGACCCUAAUGAAUAUUCAACGGGACAAAGCUUAUUACGAGGCGGAAGCUUAUUCCCGUCAUGGGCUUUCUCUAAAGAACAAAGUUAGGUUGAAGACAGCCCUAUUUUCAGGAAGGGAGUAACCCCGGCA
Molecule: messenger RNA, 381 nt
Organism: Aspergillus glaucus CBS 516.65
Lineage: Eukaryota; Fungi; Ascomycota; Eurotiomycetes; Eurotiales; Aspergillaceae
Exons: 1
Coding region: 130-339 (69 amino acids)
Source: RefSeq, a predicted model, not a curated record